AUGAAACGGUGUUUAUUAUGCGAAUGUGUUUUGAUUAUAUUAUCAAGUUUAUUGGAAUUAUCAUCAACACAGUCACCGUUGUCUCGUGCUUGGGAAGAGACCUUCCCUGGACAAACUCCAUUCUGGGAAAAGUAUAACACUGGACCGCACGGAGUGGUCAUUCGUGGAUGGCAGUUUAGCAGAUGUGCUAGUGAACAGUGGACGAAUUAUGUUGUGAAUGUGUCGAAUAUUGUUAUUUGGCCCGACUAUCCGCGGUUUCCAGGGCCAAUUUUUUUCAAUGUAACGAUGGAUGUGAGCGAGGAUCUUCCAGUUGAACGGGUCGAAAUGGAUCUUGAGGUACGUCACGCAGUGACAAAUAAGCAAGGGUCGAAAGGUUGGCAAGUGAUACCGUGUCAAGGAUGGAAUAUCAUUGAUGGAUGUGAUGGAGUUGGAUCAUGUCGAUAUUGCGACAUGUUGGAUAAAUGUCGAGAAGCAGUAAAAUCAGCCGACAAGUACGUUACUGACAGAAAAGCGCAGGAUUUUCUCCGCCAGAACAGACUGUGUCCGCCACCGAAAGGUCACUGGACGAUGACCUUCAGUAAGGUAUUUAGCACCGAGGACCUGCCAAAAAGUUUUUUCGGACCAUUACAGUCGAAUGAAUAUUGGCUAACAUUUUCAUUCACAGACGGCGCAGAUAAGAAGUUGGGAUGCGCUCGUAUUUGGGUUGAUGUUUGUAAAUAUCAUUUACAGGAUAAACAACAAAAAUGUUUACGAGAUCCAAAUGCAUUCAAGAAUUUCAUCAAUGAGAUUAGCAGCCAGGCUGAACAAAUCAGGAGUCGUUCAGGAUGA
This is a messenger RNA of Anisakis simplex (herring worm), 828 nucleotides long. The record is from the annotation of a GenBank genome assembly. NCBI's taxonomy places the organism in Eukaryota, Metazoa, Nematoda, Chromadorea, Rhabditida, Anisakidae.